Messenger RNA from Dibothriocephalus latus, 420 nucleotides. NCBI's taxonomy places the organism in Eukaryota, Metazoa, Platyhelminthes, Cestoda, Diphyllobothriidea, Diphyllobothriidae. The record is from the annotation of a GenBank genome assembly.
CACGGCCGAUACCUGACGGUGGCAGCCAUGUUCCGUGGCCGUAUGUCGAUGAAGGAAGUCGAUGAGCAGAUGCUUAACGUACAGAAUAAGAACUCCAGCUACUUUGUUGAGUGGAUCCCGAACAAUGUGAAGACCGCUGUUUGCGACAUCCCACCUCGUGGAUUAAAGAUGUCCGUCACUUUCGUGGGCAACAGCACCGCAAUUCAGGAGCUCUUCAAACGAGUGAGCGAACAGUUCACCGCCAUGUUCCGAAGGAAGGCCUUCCUUCACUGGUAUACUGGCGAAGGCAUGGAUGAAAUGGAGUUCACUGAAGCCGAGUCCAACAUGAAUGAUCUGGUGAGUGAGUACCAACAAUACCAGGACGCGACGGCCGAGGAGGAGGGUGAAUUUGAGGAAGAAGAGGAAGGCGAGCAGGGCUAA